UGUGUGGUGCUAUGAUGGUCUCAGCUCAAGAAUGGAAAAAUGUUGGAAACUGUGGUGCAGGAUUGAAAUGUGGUCCACAAUGUCAGAGGCUUUGUCUAAUCCAGCACAAUUACUACCGUUCACUGCACAACUCUCCCCCACUCAAAUGCGAUCCGAAUUUAGCCAAAUCGGCGCAAUCCUGGGCAGACUCUAAUGCCAACCAUGAUGCCGUCCAAAGAUCAACGCCGACAAAAAAUUAUGUCGAAAGCAUUUCCUGGAAGAGAUGGGGCUGGGAAGGAAUGGGGACUAGACUAGGAGCAAUUCCCAGUGCAGUGAGAAGCUGGUAUAGUGAGCUAAAACGUGGUUACGAUUAUAACACAGGCCUAGGGAAGGGCAUUGUAAGCCACUUUAAGUCCGUAGUUGACGCUCGAGAGACUCACCUUGGUUGUGGUAUCAGAAUCAAACCAGGCGAUGGAACGUACGUCGUGGCUCAUUAUUCAUUGCGUCCGCGGCUACAAUUCAAGCUAAACGACUUCAGUUCAACUAAAAACAUUGGACUGCCAAAACAGCCUGAUCCUCAGUGUCACCAAAAGUCUUUUGAGAGAGAACAAUGUGGGGAUUUUAAAAGUCCAUUUAUAACCCCUGACAAAUGCUUAAACGCUGGAUGUUGCUAUGAUGAUAUGUUUAUGGAUGAACCUGGCUUACAGUGGUACAGUCCAAACGCAUCCUUAUGGUGUUUCAGUAAAAAGAAGGGGGCUGAUACUGGCUUGAUAACACAUGUAUCUACCUCUGGGACAAUGUCAUUCCAGUCUCCUCCGCCGCCCCGAAAAGAGGAUGAUUACAAAGUACUUCAAACCCAGUCUUCUGAGGGAUCAGUACAAGUUCGUCCACCAUGUCCAGAAGCAAAAGAUGUCCUCAAUAAUAUCAUUGGUCUCGUAAACGCUGUAACUAAAGUUGCUGCCUCGAAAGGCUGCGGGAAAGCUGUCGCUGGUCCUGGACCUGUAUCACAACUACCCUCAAAAUCAACAACUGGGCCAACAGCAGCAACAUCUCCAUCACCAUCUUUAACAUCCUCAUCAAGUUCCAAAGCAGGACCAACCAGUGGCCCUACCGCCCUAUCGGCCAAAGGAGCAAAACAGGGCGAGGAACCCUGCUUUGGUAAUACCUGCUACAUGAUUUCUGAAACGGGGAAGUCUUGGGACGAGAACCAAAAGAACUGCAAAGCAUCUGGAGGCGACCUAGUUUCCUUGGAAACAGAGGCUGAGUGGCAGUUUGUCAAUAGCAAGAUCCAAAAUAUUACACUUCAGGGAGCCAAUGAAUGGCACAUAGGUUUGAAAAAACAGGGAGAUUGGAAAUGGGUCAAUGGAAAUCCGAUGACCAUUGAAAAAUGGCAGCGUUCUCAGCCAUCUGGUGAUGGAAAUGUUGCUGUUAUGUCAAAAGAUUACCCACCUGGAAGUCAAGGGCUAUUUAACGAUCUUAAUGCUCAAAUGCCCAGACCUUUCAUAUGCGAAAUACCAAAAGGAGCUAGUCCUCAGCCUGGACCUCAACCAACCUCAAAACCUGCUGUGGGGCCAACAGAAGCACCAGCUCCAUCAUCGUCUCCAACAUCUUCAGCAAGUUCCACAACAAAACCGACCAGUGGCACUACUUCUCAGCCAGCUGGCGGAGCAACAUCAGAAAUGACUGGAUUUGAAAAAGACUGUUUAAAAGCUCACAAUGAAUAUCGAGCAAAACAUGGUGUUCCUCCGUUGAAAUGGAGCGCUGAGUUGGCUGCAGAUGCACAGGAGUGGGCCAAAGAACUCGCUGUUAAAAAUCACAUGGAACAUGACUAUGACAGUAUUAACAACAAAGGUCAAGGCGAAAAUCUGGCUUAUUUUCAGCCGGGUGACCCAUCGGCUAUGCCGACUCAGUGCCAAGGACCAAAGACAAAAGACUGUGUACAGUGCCGUGAAAUGGUCGCUGACUGGUACGCAGAAGAAUCGAAUUUUGAUUACAACACGGGAGAGAGCAAAGGAGGCGUGAUUUUGCACUUUACCCAAGUUGUCUGGAAGGAGACCACAGAGUUGGGGAUGGCAACAGCUACCAGUGCUGAUACGUGGUUUUCUGUUGCACGUUAUAAACCACGUGGAAAUAUGGGGAGUCCGUCAGAUUACGUCAAGAAUGUACCAAGGCCUCAGGUUAACGUUUAAGAGCAGUUUUGAUUGAUAAUCCAAGGAGGCAAUAAUCAAGGUGCUGCCCGCAACUGACUGAUUUAUAAGGAAAGCUUGUCUUGAACAUAUGUGUUAUAAAAUAUGAGGCAAUAAACUUCGUCCUUAUUAAAGUA
Pocillopora damicornis (cauliflower coral) is the source of this 2302-nucleotide messenger RNA. RefSeq lists its product as uncharacterized. The record is from RefSeq and is a predicted model, not a curated record. NCBI's taxonomy places the organism in Eukaryota, Metazoa, Cnidaria, Anthozoa, Scleractinia, Pocilloporidae.